This is a messenger RNA of Spinacia oleracea (spinach), 522 nucleotides long. RefSeq names its product protein RDM1. The transcript has 2 exons. Lineage: Eukaryota; Viridiplantae; Streptophyta; Magnoliopsida; Caryophyllales; Amaranthaceae. The record is from RefSeq and is a predicted model, not a curated record. Gene Ontology annotation, biological process: gene silencing by siRNA-directed DNA methylation. Bases 1 to 522 code for a protein of 173 amino acids. Gene Ontology annotation, cellular component: nucleus; RNA polymerase V complex.
AUGUCGAAAAGGCCAGUUCAAUGGAAUGAUCAGGUAGAUCUUGUGUCAUCAGAUGAUGAAGCAGCAGAUAUGGAGGCAGAUGGUGGUUCUUCUGGGCAAAAGCAAACAACAUAUGUUUUUAACUAUCAGCCUGCCGAUGAAAAACCUUCUGAAGAUAGAAUGGUGAGAAGGGCAAAGAUGUAUCAGGAGUACAUGAAGAAGGUCCCCGUUCCAUGUCAACGUGGCUCAAUCAUUCUAUGUAAUUCGUGGAUGGGAUUGGCGAAAUCAAUAAAGGAGCUAUAUGGGCAGCCACUACACUACCUGACAAACAUUCUCCUAAAACAGUGGGACCAAGCGAGAUUUGAAACCGGUGAAGAUUACCAGCCGUUGGACACCAUUAUUCAUCCUCUUAAAGCAGAAGCAACCAUCUGGUUCGUGGAGGAUGUCCAUCGCCGCACAGCUUCAUACCAUCAAUUGUCAAAACUCUGGCUGGGAGAUCCAGUGCACCAUGCUUUCAUAGAUCCUAUCUUCCCUAAAAUAUGA